Molecule: messenger RNA, 4861 nt
Organism: Botrytis cinerea B05.10
Lineage: Eukaryota; Fungi; Ascomycota; Leotiomycetes; Helotiales; Sclerotiniaceae
Exons: 6
Coding region: 957-4409 (1150 amino acids)
Molecular function (GO): nucleic acid binding; protein binding
Source: RefSeq, a predicted model, not a curated record
GGUAAUUGUGUAAAGAAGCAAUCACAUCUUUACAAGAUUGUUUAGGAAUGAUAAAUUGCAGUUGUGGUUUCGAGCAUCAGGUGGGUGAUGUAUCUGGUGGUAAGAUUUCGAACGAAUCGUUAUUGAAGCUUGGCCAGCUCAUCAUUUAGAGUCAAUAUUUCGCACGGCCAAGAAAUAUUUGGCCAAAAAUGCAUUUCGUAGUUUCGCUUAUUUUGCUAAAAGCUCAAGUGUGCCCCCGGAAAUCAACACAUCCUCUGAGAAAUUAUGGUUCAGAAAUGUGUCCCAAAUCGCAGGUGUAUAUUGUCUUUUUUCUAAUGCUUCCAGUGUAACGGUUCUAGGAUAGUAUGUCAUAUCCACCUUGUUCCACAAGCAUUAUCACCAUCAACCAAAUGUAUCUUAGGAAUCUUCAGUCUUGCUAUUUUAUCAGGUUUGUGAACUGUAUUUUUGAUCGCAUGAUCUAAGUUUGCUGCAAAAACACGUGCUUUAUGCUUGAGAUGGUUUGAUAGCAACCCAUGCCUUGCCAAAUGUUCGCAAUAGUCAUCUGCACUUGCGGAUGUGUGCUUGAGAUCAUUUGUGCAAUUUUUGCCGCCUCAUGUAAUGGUGAAUUCACUCCGUUGGGAUCAGAUUCAAGAUGAGAAUGCGUUCUCACGAAGAAUUGUGCAGUUGCUCCUUACAGGCGUCAUAGUAUCGCGUAGUUUGAAUGACGUUCACCAGACCGGUUGAUAAAACAGUUAUCAAACCGGUGCAAAGCAUGUGAUUGAUAAUUUGCCAGGAAAAUGGAUGCUAAUGUAGAGAGACUCUUACAAGGAUUUGGUAUAAGAAUUUGAGUAUCUCCUGCGGAAGUAGGUCAUCAUAAGUGUUCAGGCACAUUCCAGAUUCGCCGUUUCCACUUCUACAUUCGUAUCUUUUUAUUCUCAAGUCCCAUUCUGUUUUAAAUUUCACGAACAGAUAUCAAAAUGCAACUAUACGUAAGAAAUUGUUCCCUGUGCAAGGAGGGAAAAUCAGAACAUCGACGAACUCAAAAUUGUUCUUUGGAUCCCGAUAUUAACCCCUACCGGAGAUUUGACGCCGAGCGACAAUGUGAUUUCUGUGAGAAAGAUCAUGAACUUUUUGAAUGCAAGGAUCCUAGAAGAUCAAACCCUUGCAGAACUUGUGGUCAUGGAUGGCAUACAAAGGAUGACUGCAUGUUAGAUCCUAGUUUCGACUCUCUCCUUGAGCAAUUCACACUGCAUAAAUACAGAGCUGCAAGUCAGGUUCAAAAAGCUCGGCCGGAGGCUCGGAGGGAAGAGUGUAGAGAGAGGUACAAUAAAAGAUUCAAAAAAGGACGCUACGCGCAGUCCCCGCAGUCUACGACAUCGACAUCUACUCCCUCGAAAUCUGGCCUUUCUGAGACUAGCACUUCGCCAUCUCGUUCUAUGGAAUCUCAUCCUCUGGCAACUAGUCUCUUGGCAUCUGGUCCCGCAGUAUCUGGCUCAUCCACGAAUUUGUCUGAAUCCAAUAAGAAUCCGCCAAGCCAAAUAAGCCAAUCAAGCCAACCACAUCAGACAAGUCAGGCCUCUGGUCAAUCCCAAAAUCAAACUCAAAGUGAAAAAUCUGCAGAUGAUGGAAUUGAAGAUCAAAGCAAAGAGAAAACAGACGCGGAGAUAUGGAAAGAAAAUUGUGAAAAGUGGACAGAGGCUAGUCUUCGCCUCGCUGGAUAUCCUCCUAAUAAUCAACUCCCGGGUUUAGGCAACACCCUUAUCAGGGCAAACUUUCUUGAAGUCAGAAUAACGAACCCCACCACCAACCUUCGAAGAUAUCGCGUAGAAUUCGGAAGCAUGCCAAACCGUGACCAACAUGGCAAGAUCACAUACAGGUCCAUUGUGAAACCCGACUUGAAAAGAGCUAUGAUCAACCAAAUGCUGGCUGCAAAUCCUCCGGCUGCAACCUAUGCCACUGAUUUCUCCAGCUACAUCAUUUCGGUUGGAAAGCUUUACACUGAUUGCGGCGAUAAUUUAGACAAUGUUAUCACCAGAACUCACUUGCUGACCCCUGCGGACCCAGCUUCAGCUCCGUUAUCCAUGACAACAAAACUUGUCUACGAACGUAUUGUCAACCUUGCCGAGUUAAGGCGUUUCAUCAACCGUGUUCCUGGAAGAGACUUGAACUACCACCCUGGUGAAGAUCUCAAGUCUUUAAACAUUGUAUCUUGGCAGAUGAUAUUUCCGAAUACCUUUCAAGGGGGUCGAUUGGGAAACAAAUUCUACCCUGAAAGUGCGCCAUUCGAUACAGUUGAAGCUCUACAGCGAAAUGAUCACCAUAGAGGUCAGCAGCCGCUCUGGGACCUCUGUGACGGAUUUUCCAGCUCCAUGCGCCCUGGGGACGGUAAAUUGCUUCUCAACUUGAAUUGCACAACCUCGGCAUUUUUCCAUCAGUGUCUGCUUGAGAAGUGGAUCUCGGCCAGGUUUGGAAGAUCGUUUCCACAACCUGCAAAUGUGAUAAGAGAACUGAGAGGUGUCAAAGUCACAUUUAGAGGGGAUCCUAAAACUCCUAAGAAGAAAUGGUCUGUUUCUGGCAUCGAUAGUCAACCGGUCGGCGUGAAAACCUUUACCGAUGAUAACGGAAAUCCCAUCACUGUUUGGCAACAUAUUAAGAAUACAUAUCCUACGCAUCAGCAAGGUUGUAGUCAGGAAGCUUGGUGUGUCAAUGUAGGAAGUAUUGUUCCAGGGCAAAGACAAAUAUGGUACCCAGCAGAUAUGCUUGAUAUUUGCUUGUGGCAGCCCGCCGGGAAAAAGGCUGGAAUAGAAAUCACACGACAAAUGCUGAUUUUGGCAACUAAGACACCUCUAGUCAAUCAGACGACUCUCAGGAACACUGCCAUGCCUCUCCUAGGUCUACCACCAUCACCUGACCAUUACCGUUUAUUUGGACUUAAUGUUCAACCCAAUUUUCUGUCUUUGGAUAGAACCCGACGACUGAUUCCCCCUCCGCUAAAGUUUCACAGUAAUGCUUUUGUGAGAACUGUUCCGAAAAAUUCAGCAAGUUGGACCCUUACUGAUGUUGCAAGGAAAAGUAUCAAUGACAAUACACGCGGCUUUGCUGUAAUUGCCAACCCCUAUCCUAUCCUCUAUUUGAUCUGUGUUGAUACAAAGAAUCCAAAUAAAACACGCCAAAUCAGAGCGAAUGACUUUGCACGUGUUUUAUGCGCGGAUCUGUACCGCUAUGGGUUUUCCACAGGAAAUGAAGCAAGCUUCAUGGAGAAUGUUUCGAUGCCAUUGGGCUCAAAUCCUAGUGUGAGACGUGCAACGUUCAGUAUCACGCUAGACAAUGCAGUUACUAGAUUAAAGCAACGAGGUGGGGGGGUCAAUCCUCCCCUUGUCGUUGUUCUCCUGCCAAAUUCCAAGAAGAGUGACGCCGACAUAUACUCAGAUGUCAAAUGGUGGGGAGAUUGUGUCAGUGGCAUGCCCACUGUUUGUGUUAGCACAGAUGGCGUUGAAAGAGGGGCUAGACCUGAUUUGGGAGUUUUGGCAAACAUUGCUCUCAAGAUCAACUUCAAGCUAGGAGGAAUAAAUCAUAAAAUAGAGAAUAUACCGCUAAAAGAUCGAACGAUGAUUAUGGGUGCUGACGUAACGCAUGUUGGAAAAGGUCAAGACGACGCAUGCCCAUCUCAAGCUGGUGUAGUUGCUACCCGCGAUAGCAAUUAUGUUCACUAUCUCGCUUCAGCACGUCUGCAGCCCCAUAACACCGAGUUCAUCGAAGACCUCCAAGGUAUGGUUGAGGAGCGUCUAGAGGCUUAUCAUCAGCACAAUGGCUACCUUCCUGCCCACAUUCUCUUCUAUCGUGAUGGCGUCGGUGAAGCUCAAUACGGUAUGGUGCUUGAAGAAGAACUUCCACAAGUUCGUUCAGCGUGUGCGAAGCUAGUUGCGAGAUACGGAGGAGUGCCCCCUCUGAUCACACUUCUGGUGGUAGGAAAGCGCCAUCAUGUAAGAUUCUUCCCGGAUAGUAAUCAUCAACCAAGUCGAAAUCUUCCCUCUGGUACGGUGGUGGACAGGGGUGUUAUCGAUCCCAAUCGCACCAACUUCUACCUACAGAGCCAUGAUAGCGCACUAGGUACCGCGAGGACAGGUCACUAUGUAUUGAUUAUCGACGAGACGGGAUAUGGACUUGAAAGAUUGGAAACGAUCACAAACCUUAUCUGUUUUACAGGAUCCCGCGCUACGAAAGGUCUCUCGGUCUGCACACCAGCGAAAUAUGCAGAUAUCUUGUGCACUCGCCUCCGCUGUUACAUGCAUCCUGCUUUGCACAGAGAAAUGGGGGAUGCUCUUACUGGUGCAACGGUCACCCAGUAUAGACAGAACGCUACAAUCUGGGGGAGAGUCACUGGUAAUCCAUGGCAUGCUAAUGUUAACAACAUAAUGUUCUACCUUUAAGACGCAGAAUAAUGAAGGCGGCGAAUCAAUUGUGGAUUCACCGGUUUUCUUUUCUGGAAUUUAUGAGUUUAGAGGUUUAGGAUUUUUGCGGGAGUUUGAUGAUGAUUCGUCAGUUUAUUUCUUUUUUGUUUUCCUUCUCUUUCGCCUAAUUCCUUUUCUUAUUCAGUUCUAUUUUGCAAUUUUGUUUUCAAUUGUCGGAGUUUGGGAUACGGAAAACGGAAGGGAAGAGUAUUCAAGUCGGCGUUCAGGGUUUGGUUUGUUGCAUGUGUUUAGCUUUGGGGUGGAGUUCGGGGUUUGGUCUGCUUUUCGGGUUAUUUAUUUGAGCUUAGAAAUAGGACUUCUUCGGGAUGGAGUAUGCUUUAGGGUAGUCAAUUCCACUGGCAGGCUUCCUUGCAUAUGGCCUUGCUAAUAUGAUAGUACCAGCUUGCUCCGUGACUAAUGUAGUAAUUUCA